CAUUUUACUUUCUAAUUAAUAAAACUCGGUUGCUUCUCCCUUCUGUAAAACACCACAUAUUGAUACUUUCCAUUGAAUUGUUGACGAUAAGAUGUUGACAGAGAUAGUGUAUGCUGAGAGAAAAAGCAUCAUAUCGAUUUAGUUGUACAUGAAUUAUACAAAAACAAGCAGAUUGAGUAGUUGAUAUAUUUGAAAUAUAUGCAGGGAAUGUUCUGUCUACCAGUUGACUGACAUGACACUUCAUAAGCAGUGAUGAGCUGUUCUUGAGAUUCAUGUAUCCCCCCCUUUUCUAUCAUUUUUACCUUUCUAAAGUCUAUCUUGAAGUCUUAUCACGAGAUGGAAAAUAUCUUCGUUGAAUACCUCUAUUUGAUCUGGUUAAAUUUGUACCUUCCGGGCUGAGGUUCCAUGGGUGGGAGUUCAACACUGAACAAUAAGUCAGAUUACAAGGCUUUCAAAUUCAGUGAGAAUUCUCAGGAGAUGAAAGCGUUGAAGAGGAAUUCGGAGAGAAAUUCGGAAGUUCAGCGACAGAGCAGUGAUGGGAUUGUUGAGAUGGAGCCUCAAGUUAAUCAAUUCUUGGCUUGGAAGGAUUGGGAUCCAUUGCAGGCAGUGCCGUGUGCUACAAGUCUGAGUAUAAAAGAAGGAGGUAAAGAAAGAAAGAAGAAUCAUACUAAAAAGACAUUGGAGGACUCUGAUAGACCAGAGCUGGUUGCAUUUUUCCAAGAGAACAACUAUCAGUUUGUUACGGCCAUUUUCAUGGAUGGAGAAGUGCCUCCACUGAACAAGUGCCUGGUGGAAAGUUGUGAAAUGGACCACAAUUUGCUUAAUUCUGAACAGUCAAAACUUAGAAUUGAGAAAGACUCAAAUAAGGAUGCCAUCAAUAAAUAUGAAUCUAAGAACUUGAAGACGGAAGAUGAAGAAACUACUGAUGCAAGAGAUGUUGGAUUCCAUGAUUGUUCUGCAGAGAAGAUUGGACCUGAAAGGCAACUGAUUGAAAAGGUAGCAAGUACAGAAGAAGACUUAGCCAACUCUAUGGUACAAUCUGUUAUCGAAGUAAACAUUGAUAACAAUUCUCAUACAACCAAAGCCUCUUCUGAUUCACCUAUAACAACCAAAAGCUGCGAAGAGGAAUUUCAACAACAUGCAUCUUCUCAACAUUUUCUUGAAGCUCAUCACAGGCCUCAAGCUGUCCCUGAACACACACUUCAUUCAGGAAGCAUUUCUUGUCAGUCAAAUAGCAGCAAUGCAAGUUCAAAUUCUUUUGUGUUUCCCAUAUUACCCUCAGAAUGGAAUGGCAGCCCGGUGAGAAUGGCGAAAGCUGACAGAAGACAAUUGAGAAAGCAACGAAGCUGGAAGAUGUGUUUUCUAUGUAGAAAAUUCUGAGCGCAAUAUGUUCCCCUCUUGGUUAUUUACUUGUAUAAUUGAUCCUUUCUUUUA
Messenger RNA from Mangifera indica (mango), 1434 nucleotides. RefSeq lists its product as uncharacterized. The coding region runs from base 406 to 1380 and encodes 324 amino acids. The transcript has 3 exons. NCBI's taxonomy places the organism in Eukaryota, Viridiplantae, Streptophyta, Magnoliopsida, Sapindales, Anacardiaceae. Gene Ontology annotation, biological process: regulation of asymmetric cell division. The record is from RefSeq and is a predicted model, not a curated record.